Molecule: messenger RNA, 1557 nt
Organism: Anoplopoma fimbria (sablefish)
Lineage: Eukaryota; Metazoa; Chordata; Actinopteri; Perciformes; Anoplopomatidae
Product: apoptosis facilitator Bcl-2-like protein 14
Exons: 7
Coding region: 84-971 (295 amino acids)
Source: RefSeq, a predicted model, not a curated record
CUGAGAGGAAGGUGAGCAGUCAACGUUGACGGUGUCAGCUGCUUUAUUCUGCUUCUUAUUAACCGAUUGCACCUAUAACCAACAUGGCAAACGGACACGUGGAAAUCCACAACCCCUUCUCCAACCACAACGGCAGCACAGACCGUAACCACAAAUCUACCUCGGACCCAGAAAGCAUGGAGGACACGGUGGAGUUCAGGCUCCUCAUGGCCUACGCAAAGAGGAGACUGCCUCAGAAAGAAUCUCCUCCACAGGACACACCCAGUUUAGUAUCGCUCUCACUUCAGACGCCCGAUGGGCCUGAAAAAGAGGAGAAGAAGAAGAACAAGAAGAGGAGGAUGAUAAGAUGGCGUAGAAACAUUCUCAGCUGUAUCAAACCAAAGACCAAAGACGAAGAACUGCCGUGCCAGAUGAUUUCACCGUCGGUUGACGUUGACGACAGAUGCGGUGAUUUGAUAAUAGCUAAAGCAACAGAAGAGGAAAGGGAAGAGGAUAAGUUGAAUGAGGCGGCAAAGACACUGACGGAGAUCGCUGAUGAUAUCCCGUUCAUUCGUCCCAGCAUCGAGACGGACGCGCCAGAAGAUGUAGAUGAGAACGUGGAGAAACUGAUAGGCCUGCUGCUGAGGGGCGCUGGUGACCGACUGAACGAGUCGGAGCUGAAAGACGCGAAUAUCUCCACGGAGCUGUUUCUGAACUACAGUUUCUUUAAGCUGCUGAUGACGACUCUUCUUAAGAAGAUGGGCCUCAUGUGCUCCGACCCCGAAUCCCCGGGGCCCAAAGCUUCACCCAAAGCCCAGAUCGCCGUCGCUUGUGAGGUCACCAGCCGCCUGUACGCGGUGAACACGCUGCCAAGAAACCGACUGCUGGACCACGGAGCCAGAUACCUGCAGAAUUACUACUCCUCCUGGGCCCAGCAGCAGGGCGGAUAUGAGGACGCCUUCUACAGUGAAGACGAGGACGACAUUCAGUGAGCAGACUGAAAGUUUGAGCCUCCUGAAAGACUCGGGACCGUUUUCUGUUCAGUUUACACGCAAAUGAAACCCUGACCUGACGAGCAGCAACACACCUGCACCCGCAUGCGUCAGAAUCACAUUAAAAUGUCUUUAUGAGAGAUAAUUAUAUCGUUCAGGUUUCUUUUGUGCCAGUUGUUCUAACAAGGACCCAAAGCCGUAGACAAAACUAUUUUUGUGACAUUGAUGUCAACCUUUGUAUGUGAUUUCAUAAAUGAAAUGUACAUAAUUGUGUUUUCUCAGGGUAAUAAAGGGAUGCGAUACUAAUUUUUAAAUCAGCAUUAAUUGUGCUGAAGUUUGGUGCACAAUAAGAACAUGAAAUGUCUUAAAAUAAUGUAUAUUUUUACACUUGCACUUUUUCCAUGAAAAUUAAGUAAAUUGUUUGCUUCAAGAGUGAAUGAAGGAAACACCACGUGGUUUGUGUUUUUUUGUUAAUGUUUGUCAAAAUGUGCGGAUGAAUUUGUGUGUGUGUGUGUGUGUGUUUUUUUAAUUUUUCUACUCAAAUAUGUGUAAUUAACAAAAAAAUAAACUAGGCAUUGUAAUUUAA